UGGUUCCAGCUUUAAUCAAUGCCAAAAAGUUUGUUUGUGUUUGCGUUGCUAGGCAACCGUUUAUGUUAUGACAGGCUAAGUUAGAUUUCAAUGUGAAAGAAAAUGCCACUGUUCAGUAAUAAAUUCUCACCAAAAACUAUUCCGGUGAGAAAACAGGAUACUUCUGUGCUCAAAAAGGAGUUAGGCAGCGAUUAUGCAUCAAAGGAAUUAUCGCUUGAUGUCGGCCAGUUGAAAUUAAAGUUAGGAGACUUUGAAAUAUCUUUUGAAGAUGGACAGUGGAUUCCAGCUUCUGGCAAAGCUGGAGCCGCCCACAAAGAGAACAUUCGCCUCAAGAAUGAGUUAGAGAGAUUAGAAGAAGAAAAUAAUAUGUUAAGAUUAAAGUUCGAAAUAUUACUCGACAUGAUGACUGAUAAGACUGUAGAGGCGGAACAACAAGCUGAGUUGCAGAGAGCACAGAGUUUAGGCAAUUUGAAGCAGAAGAGUAGUAAAAAGAAAUGGUAGUUAGUAUUA
Messenger RNA from Helicoverpa armigera (cotton bollworm), 510 nucleotides. RefSeq names its product protein chibby homolog 1 (gene Cby). Lineage: Eukaryota; Metazoa; Arthropoda; Insecta; Lepidoptera; Noctuidae. The transcript has 2 exons. Bases 103 to 501 code for a protein of 132 amino acids. The record is from RefSeq and is a predicted model, not a curated record.